AUGUGGGCCUUGCCCUGGACACAUGGCCCCCUCCGCAGCGUGCACUGGUCCCUGCUGUACCUGGUUGCCUCCCUGAGUGUGCAAUGUGGAGAACCCCAAGUCGAGACCAAUACCAAGAGUGAAGAACCCCAAGUCGAGACCAAUACCAAGAGUGAAGCAGCAGCGAAAAUGACCUCCAGGCGCCCUGGUAGCUCCCUGCUCGCCCUGCUCCUCCACCUUGUCCUGCCCGGGAACCUGGUUACCCAAGACUCUGCAGCGGUGCGGCAGUCUCCUCGCUACACCAUCACCCCAGAGGGCGGCUCUACCAGCAUCAUCUGCUCCAGCGGCAUCUCCCAGUGGGGAGUCUACCUGGUCCAAACCUGGCCCCAAAAUGCCAGUGUUAUCUACUACGAAGACAGCGAGACGCCCACUGUGGAUAAGCUGUUCUUAACACGCAUCAGCUUCUCAGGGUCACAACAAAACCUAACCAUCACCAUGCACCGCCUGCAGCCCACCGACAGCGGCAUCUACACCUGCAAGGUUCUCAUGGACAGCAGCAGUCUCUUAGGCUCUGGAACCUUGGUCAUGGUGACAGACAAAUUGUCCCACAAAACGGCCUCUGGCUUCUAUGUGGCCCUAGCUGUGGUCUGCUUCCUUGUCAGGCUGUGCCUGGGGCUUACAUGUGCACUAAGGAGGGCACAGGUCCAGAAGCUCUGCUUAGGGCAGGAUCGGAGCUCAGCUGACACUGUGGUCUAUGAAGAAAUGUCCUGCAGUCGCCACAAUACCCUAUCCAUCCCCAACGAGUACCAGUCCAUCCAGGACCCGGGAGCCUGCUGCAGGGACGCUCAGAGCACCAGCCAGCAGGGGACCUCUCAGCCUACCUAUGCCAACACCCAGAGCUCUGGCUGA
Chrysochloris asiatica (Cape golden mole) is the source of this 888-nucleotide messenger RNA. RefSeq names its product CD7 molecule (gene CD7). Gene Ontology annotation, biological process: adaptive immune response. NCBI's taxonomy places the organism in Eukaryota, Metazoa, Chordata, Mammalia, Afrosoricida, Chrysochloridae. Gene Ontology annotation, molecular function: signaling receptor activity. Bases 1 to 888 code for a protein of 295 amino acids. The record is from RefSeq and is a predicted model, not a curated record. The transcript is spliced from 7 exons. Gene Ontology annotation, cellular component: membrane.